Molecule: messenger RNA, 1051 nt
Organism: Teleopsis dalmanni
Lineage: Eukaryota; Metazoa; Arthropoda; Insecta; Diptera; Diopsidae
Product: smad nuclear-interacting protein 1-like
Exons: 1
Coding region: 32-1051 (339 amino acids)
Biological process (GO): miRNA processing
Cellular component (GO): nucleus
Molecular function (GO): protein binding; mRNA binding
Source: RefSeq, a predicted model, not a curated record
UUUCACUUUAACAAACAAAGAGGCUCGCAUAAUGUCUUGCAGAAGUUCAUCGUAUCAAUCAAACUUAUCCUCAAAUUCUUCAUCGUAUCAAUCAGACUUAACCUCAAAUUCUUCAUAUAAAGAAUAUAGGCAUAAGAAACGUUCAUAUAGAAAUCGAGAUAGAUCGUCUAGCAGAGACAGCUAUGAAUUAGAAAAUCGUUGUAAUCGCGCCAAAUGUUAUGAAAUUCGCAGCAGCAGAAGAAUAGAGCAGGAAAAUAACCGAGAACAGAAAAGAGAUAGUGAAAAGUACCAGCAUAAAUCGAAAGGUAGUAACGAUCGCAGUGACUAUCGUAGAAAUAAUGACAAUAAUCUUAUGAAUGAGAAAAGGAAACGUAGUCAAAGUCGUGCUCCAUUACGAGAACAGAAUACAGAACAAUAUUCAUCCAAAAAUGUAAAGAAACACAAACGUUAUAACCGAGAUAAUGAUGAUGAAAGUUAUGAAUGGGGCAAGAAAUUGAAUAAUAAUAAUAAUACUGAUGAAUCGUCUACUAAACCAAUUGAAAAAGAAAAGCCCAAUUUUGGACUAAGCGGAGCUCUCACUGAAGAUGCAAAUAAAGUAAAUGGUACUGUUGUGAAAUAUGCUGAACCACCAGAAGCACGAAAACCAAAACGAAUGUGGCGUCUAUAUCCUUUUAAAGGUGAAAAAGCACUUCCAAUAUUGCAUAUACAUCGGCAAAGUUGCUUCCUUGUUGGUCGUGAUCGAAAUGUAGGCGAUUUAAUUCUGGAUCAUCCAAGUUGUUCAAAGCAACAUGCUGCUUUGCAGUACAGACUUGUACAAUAUGAACGUGAAGAUGGUACAAAAGGAAAACGUGUACGACCUUAUCUCAUUGAUUUGGAAUCUGCAAAUGGGACAUUUCUAAACAAUAAAAAAAUUGAAUCACGUAAAUACUAUGAGUUAAUGGAGAAAGAUGUAAUUAAAUUUGGAUUUAGUACUCGUGAAUAUGUUCUUCUUCAUGAAAACAGUAAAGAUCAAGAAGAGGAUGAUGACAUUAAACAAAAAUCAGAUAAUUAA